GGGAACAUACCUCAUCUCCUCUUCCAGGGCUGGGGAAGCCUUCAGGUGAGGGAGAUGGUCUCAGAUCCACCUCACACCGCAGUGCAGUGAGGUGAAGUGCUGGGCAUUCUCCACUGCACAACGGCCACCUCUGUGAUACAUAGCAUCAUGGGUGUUGUGAUCUGGGUGUCCUUUCUGUUGAGCAUAUAUCAUACAUCAGCCCAGGUCACUCAUCUGACCGUCGGUGGUGCCCAAGGUCAAAGAGGUCAAGACCCCUGCCCUGUAGGGGUGUACUUUGCCCUUGACACCUCUGAGAGCGUGGCACUGAGGGAGCCUCCAUGGGGCAGUUUGGUGGAGCAGCUCAAGACCUUCCUGGCCAUCUUUUCCAGGCGCCUGGAGGCCUCUGCCUUGAAGUCCCAGGGUGUUCGCUGGACUUACGGGGGUCUGCAUUUCUCCGACCACGUGGAAAUUUUCAGCCAGGUGACCUUUGACUCGGCGGCAUUCCUGCGCGAGGCUGCAAGAGUGCGUUACAUUGGCCGUGGUACCUUCAUCGACUGUGCCUUGAGGAAUGUUACGGAUCAGGUGCGGCGGUUUCAGGGAACGAGGCCGCGUUUACAGUACGCCAUCGUGCUAACGGAUGGAUACAGCACGGGGAGCCCCUGUGGGGGUGUUCAGCAAGCCGCAGAGGCCGCCAGGUCAGCGGGCAUCAGGCUGUUCGUGGUGGCGACCGAUGUGGACACCUCGGAGAGCGACCUGAAGCAGAUCGCCAGCUCACCUGUGGAGGUCUACCGCAAGGAUUAUCUGGCCUACCCUGACAACCGGAGGCAGGAUGCCAUCAACAAAAUUGUGGACAUCAUUGUGAGAGAUGCUGAUCAUGAGUGCCAAGAACCGGUCUGCAAAGAAACAGCUGGAGUGACAGGGCCAAAAGGACUGAGGGGAACUAAGGGAGCGAAGGGAAGCACUGGUGCCAUUGGUGAUCCCGGAGCGCCAGGGCCAUCGGGGGAUCCCGGCAUUGAAGGUCCAAUUGGUUUGCAUGGUCCAAAGGGUUACAUUGGAUUUAAAGGUGAAAAGGGUGACAUUGGAACACCUGGUCCUAAGGGACGAUCAGGUGCUCUGGGCUAUAAUGGAAUAGAUGGAGAGAAGGGCAAACGUGGAAGCAUUGGUGCACCUGGCUGUAAGGGUGACCCUGGCCUGCCAGGCGAUCCUGGACCCGUUGGAGACUUCGGCAUGAAAGGAGAUGCUGGAGAUCCAGGUGAAAAGGGUCCAACUGGUCAGCCUGGCAGACCAGGUCCUCAGGGUUCGCGUGGAGAGGUCGGGGAGAAGGGUGUUACUGGGUACAUUGGCAACCCUGGUUUACCAGGGGAAAAAGGAAUUAAGGGUCAACCUGGACCAAAAGGCCACGUAGGGGACGCGGGCCCUAGAGGAGAUGCAGGGACAGCAGGCCCACGUGGCAAAGCAGGUGGAAGAGGAGAGAAGGGUGAAGUUGGACCUGAGGGUGAAAGGGGUCCGAGCGGAGAAAGAGGCCUUCCAGGUGCAACUGGUCCCCCUGGUUUUCCAGGAGUCAGGGGUGAAGUGGGAACUGUGGGCAGAGUAGGCCCUCAGGGCUCUGCCGGGGAUCCAGGGGACUUCGGCAUUAGAGGAGACAAUGGCGAGGAGGGGCCAACGGGAGAUCCAGGCAAGAAUGGGCAUAAUUAUCCAGGUGCCAGAGGCGUACAGGGAGACCGAGGAGAAACUGGAGUGCCUGGACUUCAGGGUCCAAGAGGAUUUACGGGGGAGAAAGGCUCAAUGGGGCCGAAGGGACCACAGGGAACGCCAGGGGAACCAGGCCCUGAGGGUGUCCCUGGAGACAGAGGGCCACGAGGGCCUCCUGGAUCUUCAGGUUCACCUGGUCCAAGAGGUCUUGCUGGGUUAUCUGAAUGCGACAUCAUGAGUGUAGUGAGGGAGACGUGUGGUUGCUGUGACUGCGAGAAAGUAUGCCCUUCCUUGGAUUUGGUGUUUGUGAUUGACAGCUCAGAAAGUAUAGGAAAAACCAACUUCAGCCUGGCCAAGAACUUUGUCAUCAGUGUUGCUAACAGACUUGGAAAGAUGGCAAAAAAUGUCACCGAUCUCUCAGGCUCGCGUCUGGGCGUGGUGCAGUACAGCCACCAGGGGGCAGUGCAGGCGAUCCGCAUGGACGACAACGGCAUCACCUCCGUGUCCACCUUCAAGGCCAGGGUCAAGGCCAUGGAGUGGAUCGCUGGAGGCACCUGGACGCCCUCGGCUCUCAAGUUCACCUACGAGCACCUGAUCGUGCCCGGGAGGCGGAAGGGCACCAAGGUGGUGGCCAUUGUCAUCACCGACGGCCGCUACGACCCCAAAGACCUGGACAAGCUGGAGGCGCUGUGCAGUGGCGUGGAGGUGUACGCCAUCGCCAUCGGGGAUAUGUUUGACACCAGCGCCGAGAGGCAGUCGCUGGAGCGCAUCGCAUGCAGCAUGCGGGACAGGGUGAAGACUCUGAGCGUCUACGCAGAGCUCACGGCCGAGGAGUUCCUUGAGGAGAUUGAGCAGAUCCUUUGCCCAGAGCCGGAGACUAUGUGCCCAGACCUGAAGUGCGCCUCAGCUUUGAGUGUGGCUCCUUUGACCCAGCGGCCAGUGGACCUGCUGUUCUUCGUGGACGGUUCAGAGAGGAUGGGCUCUGAGAACUUCGUCAGGGUGAUGCACUUCAUCGAGCAGCUUUCCCACGCCAUCCCCCUCUCCAAAAGGGAAGGUGACUACAAGGGGGCUCGUUUCGCCGUCAUGCAGUUCGGCGGAGAGCAAGACCCGGACCUUCUCAUGGACUUCACGGCCAAGCGUCGAUCCUUCGCCAACCUUGCCUCUCGUGCCGUGUACCGCGACUCUUCCUCCACUCUGGGAAGUGCCAUUCUCUUCGCGGUCAACAACCUUGUUAAUCCCGGUGGGCGUUAUCGUGGUGUGCGCCCGGACGCAGAGCUGGCCUUUGUCUUCAUCACAGAUGGGGUCACGAGCGAUAAGGACUUUGUGGAAGGACUGCAAGCCAUGCGCAAGUCCAAUGCUGUGAGCUUUGUUAUAACGGCGGGCUCAGAUGUCAACCAUGACAGGCUGAUUCAGCUGGUCUUCAAAGACAAGGCGCUUGUUCUACACCUGAACAGCUACAAGGACCUUGCUCAGUCAAGGGUCGUCAAGCAUAUUGCUCACUGUUUGGGAUAACGUUUGUGGGUUUGUGCCAAAAGCCCUAAAGCUUGGACCAAGGUGUUUGAUUUGUAUUGUUGUGGCAUCAUAUGAGAUGAUGUGGAUAUGUUUGCCACAAAAAUCUUUGCAAUGUAGUCAUUAAGUGAAUGUGAAAAUACAUGGCACAGAUUCUUUGUACUUGUGUAUCCA
Messenger RNA from Engraulis encrasicolus (European anchovy), 3354 nucleotides. RefSeq names its product collagen alpha-2(VI) chain-like. The record is from RefSeq and is a predicted model, not a curated record. The transcript is spliced from 29 exons. NCBI's taxonomy places the organism in Eukaryota, Metazoa, Chordata, Actinopteri, Clupeiformes, Engraulidae. The coding region runs from base 148 to 3183 and encodes 1011 amino acids.